GUCAAAGUUCAAGUGUGUGUUCAAUUCUUCAAGGUCGGGGAGAUUGACACACUCAAAGAACAGUACACAGCAGAUGUGAUUGUCAGGGCAAGAUGGCGGGAGCCCUCGUUGGAUGGCAAACUCAACGAGUGCGGUGACAACGUAGACAUUAAAAAGUACUGGAACCCUAAACUGUAUAUAGAGAAUAGCUAUGGAGAUCCCAAAGAGAUGUUCAGAUAUCGGGUUGUGUUUAAUGACAAAGGGGAGGCUUUCAUGUCCGAAAAACGGACAGUCAAAGGCACUUUCAUGGAGAACUUGGAGCUCGAUGACUUUCCAUUUGAUGUUCAG
Molecule: messenger RNA, 327 nt
Organism: Candidula unifasciata
Lineage: Eukaryota; Metazoa; Mollusca; Gastropoda; Stylommatophora; Geomitridae
Source: the annotation of a GenBank genome assembly